Mytilus trossulus (common blue mussel) is the source of this 825-nucleotide messenger RNA. Its product is annotated as ubiquitin-conjugating enzyme E2-17 kDa-like. The record is from RefSeq and is a predicted model, not a curated record. Bases 1 to 825 code for a protein of 274 amino acids. The transcript is spliced from 10 exons. NCBI's taxonomy places the organism in Eukaryota, Metazoa, Mollusca, Bivalvia, Mytilida, Mytilidae.
AUGGCCAUAAAGCGAUUGUACAAGGAAUUUUUAGAUUUUACUAAUAAUCCUCCACCAGGUUGCUGUUCAGCAGAUCUAGUAAACGAUGACUUUUUCACUUGGGAGUGCAGGAUAACUGGACCUGACAAAAGUCCAUACGCUGGAGGUGUAUUUGUUGUUCUAAUACGGUUUCCAUGGGAUUAUCCUUUUAAACCUCCUAGGGUAAAUUUUACAACACAAAUAUACCAUCUAAAUAUUAAUGGAAAUUCAGGAUCACCCUGUACAAAGCAUCUUUGGUCAAAUUGGUCGCCACGUUUAACAGUGUCAGAAAUAUUACUGAGUAUCUCAGCAGUGUUAAAUUCUACAAAUAGUGAUUGUCGAUUGAACGGAGAAGCUGCAAGGUUAUAUAUAGAAGAUCGAAAGAAAUAUCAUGAUACAGCAGCGGAAUGGACACGAAAAUAUGCCAUGUCACUGUACACUUGGGAGUGCAAGAUAACAGGACCUGACAAAAGUUCAUACGCUGGAGGUGUAUUUGUUGUUCUAAUACGGUUUCCACGUGAUUAUCCUUUUAAACCUCCCACGGUAAAUUUUACAACAAAAAUAUUUCAUCUAAAUAUUAAUGGAAAUUCAGGAUCACCCUGUACAUGCUGUACAACGCUGUUGUCAAAUUUGUCAAAUUGGUCGCCAACACAAAGAGUGUCAGGAAUAUUACUGAGUAUCUCAUCGGUGUUAAAUUCUACAAAUAGUGAUUGUCAAUUGAACGAAGAAGCUGCAAUGUUAUAUACAAAAGAUCGAAUGAAAUAUUAUGCUACAGCAGCGGAAUGGACACGAAAAUAUGCCAUGUAA